AUGGGGACAGGUCAAGGGCUCAAAGGGACAGUCGUGAUAUUGGAGGUGGGCGAGGAUGAGGAGGUUGGUGGGAAGGAGUCUGGUAGUGAGCGGGAUCGGGAGGAGGAGAGAGAGGAGGAGGAAAGGGAGGAGGAGAGGGGAGCAGAGGCAGUUGGUGGUGGUUCUAUGAUGGGGGAAAGCGAGGGAGAGGAGAGCAAUAGGGAAGCCAGUGAGGGUGAGAGGGAAAAGAGAGAGGAGGAAGCGGACAAGAAAGAGGGUAUUGAGAGGGAGGGGAGUGAGCGGGAGGAGUGUGAGGGGGAUAGUGACGGGGAGAUGAGGAAGGAGAGGCGACACCGAUACCAUCAGAACACGAUGGCGGAAGAUGAGGAGGAGGAGGGGGAGGAGGCGGAUGAGGGUUACAGAGAAAGGAAUUACAAGGAGGAGCGUUAUACGGAGCAUGGGGAGGAUAGAGAUGAGUACGAGAAUAAUGGAGAGGAAGAAGAGGGCACGUUUGCGGAGGCAGGCUGGAGGAAGGCAAGUUGGAGGAGGAUAACAAGCGGAGUGGAGAAGGGCUGUUUGAGAAUGGGGCGAGGGGUGAAGAGGAGAGUGAGGGGGAGAGUGAGGGGGAGGGCGAGGAGGAGGAGGAUAGGAGGAGAGUGA
Messenger RNA from Closterium sp. Yama58-4, 639 nucleotides. The record is from the annotation of a GenBank genome assembly. Lineage: Eukaryota; Viridiplantae; Streptophyta; Zygnematophyceae; Desmidiales; Closteriaceae.